CAAUCAGAGGCAAUAUCCGCUACUUAGGUACUAUAGAUUUGAUGUUGACAGUUUGCUUUAAUGUGGUGAUAUGAGGUUAGAUAAGCUCAUUUACAAUAAUGGUAUAAAGCGAACAUACGAAUCGGAAAGCAGUGUAAGGAAUGAUAGGUUAGAUAAGCUCAUUUACAGUAAUGGUAUAAAGCGAACACACGAAUCUGAAAGCAGUGUAAGGAAUUAUAUCAAAGUUGUCGCUCACCCCUGUUUUGUAAGGGCUGGUAUCGCCAUAUCGCGAUGUUAAAUCUUACCUACAACAAGUCCACUCCGAUAGAAUGGGUGUCGACAGAGAUUACAGCGAGCGAGCGAAUCGCCAAGAUCGUGGUGUGCUUUCUUAUUAUCCUCACCGCGUUAGUCGGCAACGUCCUUAUCAUUGUCGUCGUGUGCCGUAACGCGAAUAUGCGUAAAACCAUCAACUACUUCAUCGUCAAUAUGGCCGUGUCCGACCUCGCUGUUUCCCUGUUCGUGUUGCCGAGGGUCAUCUCAGAGAACAUCACGAGUUACGAGUUCCUCCCUGAGUGGCGAGUGUCGGGCGCGGCGGGGGAGGUACUGUGUAAACUUGUCUACUUCAUCUCGGAUCUGUCGCCAGCCGUGUCUAUCCUCAGCCUAGUCUGCAUCACAUUGGAUCGCUUCUGCGCGGUCGUGUUCCCGAUGAAGCGCACACUGAUCACCUCGCGGGUCCGACUUGUGUUAAUAGUCUUCACCUGGCUCUUCUCUGCAGCGUUUUUCUCGCCCUCGUUCUACACAAUGCGGCUUGUCGGUAUAUCUGGGCUAGACUCUGUUUAUUGCCGGAUGCGGUGGAGUAAGGACCGCGCACAGCACGUGGUCAUCCACCGCGCAUACAUCACCGCGACGUGCAUCCUCUUCGUCAUCACCCCCAUGGUCCUAAUCACCGUCAUGUACACCGUCAUCAUGGUAGUGGUCAGGAUGGCCUUGCUCACCCGUCAAUCCAAGCAAGGGAGCGCGGCACAGCGCAGGCGGCAGGACAACAACAACCGGCUCUUGCGUCUCGCUGUGCUAACUGUCAUCUCGUUCACAGUGUGCUGGGGGCCGUACAACAUCUACCUUUUCUUGCAGAGUUUUGCGUGGAAAUGGAAACAGAGCAGCAACGUUCACGGCGCGCGCGUUUUGUUUGAAGUAGUGGUGUUUCUUACUUACACCAACAGUAUGAUCAAUCCUUGUCUGUACUUCGUGUUCAUUGAGAACUACCGACACGGUCUGAGACGUGUGCUGCGCUCGGCACAUGACGCGAGAAGAAAUAUACCGAGCGCAACGAGACUAGAUGGCAGAUUACGUACCCAGCACACUGAGCUAUACUGUGUAUUAUCCAAACAGCUUAAUGAAACAACUGCCAGUAACGUUCCAGAAAUAGCACACAGCAAUUAGCAAACCGGGACGGUAUGGUGUUUACCAUCCACAAGGCACAGGGCCACAUAAAAUAUCCUGCACUGCAUGUAAGAUCCAAUGAAAUAGGUAUCACUUUGGUAUAAUUAUAGAGCGGAAUGCAUGGUUUAUGGUGUAAACACGGCCUUAUGGAACAACUGACAUAAAAAGUAGAGGGUGCGUAACAAUGGCUUAUUAGUUGAACAGGUUUAACAAGCUAAGUAACCCUUGAUGUACUUCAACUGGUUGCUCGAAAACACCUUUUACGUUUUAGUUUAGUCGAUCAAACAUGUUAGUCACUCUUUCAAAGUGAUCUUGUUCAAGAGUAAGAAAUUGUUUCAUUCAUCACCAAUCAAUUUUUCAAUCAAGUUUUCAAUUUUCGUUUAUCUGUGCGCACUCUAAACACUGGUUGCAUGCGCUCGAGAAAGCACUAUAAAACACGCCAUUUCAAACGAGCUCGCGCUGUUUUGAUUUUGUAAAAUACUUUUUUCGUUGCGUAUAUUAUUUAUUCAGAGAAUUAUUAAAAUUGUCAUUUAUUUGAA
This is a messenger RNA of Nematostella vectensis (starlet sea anemone), 1958 nucleotides long. RefSeq names its product QRFP-like peptide receptor. The record is from RefSeq and is a predicted model, not a curated record. Gene Ontology annotation, molecular function: G protein-coupled receptor activity. Gene Ontology annotation, cellular component: membrane. NCBI's taxonomy places the organism in Eukaryota, Metazoa, Cnidaria, Anthozoa, Actiniaria, Edwardsiidae. Bases 271 to 1419 code for a protein of 382 amino acids. The transcript has a single exon. Gene Ontology annotation, biological process: G protein-coupled receptor signaling pathway.